AUGGCCGCGACUGAGGACCACGGACGCGACACAUCAACAGCUGCCACGAGCAAGCUCCACCUGUUCGACACUCCGCUGGUAGAGCAUCACGAAUUUGACGAGGGCAGUGAGACGAACGGGCUUUCGCCUGACCGCACUGACAGCCUCCAGGAUACGCCGCAGCUCAAGCGACACGAAGAACCUACUCUUCUUGAGAUCUUCCUUGACCUCUUCUUUGCUGCGAAUUACGAAGUCUUUGGUGAAAAUCAUCACGUCACCAACCAUGCACGCUUCCAAGCAUACGUGGGUUAUUUUUGUCUUCUAUGGCUGACAUGGUUCAUCGUCGCUCUCUACGACGUUCGCUUUGUGACGGAUAGCAUAUUCGCACGGGCUAUGAGAGCUGUUCAGCUGGGUGUUCUCGUGGGCUUUACAGUUAUUACUCCCAAGUUCGACACCACUGAUCAGGAGGCACAAACGAUGAGAACGACAUCUAUUAUUCUUUCAGUAUCCCGCUUCUCCCUAUCAGCCGAGUAUUUUUGUACGUUAUGGAGCCUACGAAGGUUCAAAACUGUCCGCACGCCACUCCUCAUUCAGGGUUCACUUCACGUCGUUUCAGCGGCAAUUCUCCUUGGAAUUGCUUUCAUCUUCCAGGAAGAUGAGCACAGCUACGCUUUCAUGGCUUGGUAUUUUGUCGCUGGAUUUGAGGCGCUGGCUAGUUUGCUACUGUCUAAUGUCUCGCCGACAUUCGGCCUCACUGAAACACAUCUCAUGAAGCGCCUCACUCUGAUGACGGUAAUGAUUCUAGGUGCCAGCAUCUGCGAAGUCGCGAAGAGCGUGGUUACAAUUGUUAAGAAUCCAGAUGCAUGGGACUCCAGGACAAUCGGUCUCGUUACGGCAGCCAUUGCAACAAUCUAUUUUAUAUUCCUCGUUUAUUUCGAUUGGAUCAGGUCCGGCUACCAUCUCCAGCCCCUGCGCUUACAGAUUUGGACCGCCCUGCACUUCCCGUUCAACCUUGCUCUCGUUCUACUAUUGCAGGCUGUCCAACAAUAUGUGAUUUGGGGCAAACUCGUGGGACAGUUUAAUAAAGCACUUGAUAUUGCUUAUCCCCUUGAUGACCCAUCCAUCAUCAACAACUCAACAACCAGCGCCUCCGUUGCAGCCGCGCUCAACCAUUCCGUUGCCGAUUUCCUUGGAAACUACCCCGCAAGUAUUGAGGGAACCUGGGACACCAUCAAUGAAGCCAUUCGCAACGUCUCCGAGGUCCCAGACAGCUUUUGGCCAGAGUUUAGGCGCUUGGAUGCCCUGGGGUCUUCUCUCACGGACCUCCAAAAGUCACUGGAUGGCCUUACAGGUGACGCAAAAGCGGCGUUGACGACGAUCAUGACUUCGGCAACUACGCUCGCCGUGACAAUGGCAAAUGCUCUCUUCGGCAGUUUCGGAGUCAAGGUCGACAGCGAAAUCAUAAAGAAAAACCCCAACGCCCCAAAGGCUGUUAAGGGAGGGGGCUUUCAAUUUCAAGUGCAAGAGGCGGCCUGGAACUUAUACCGACUUGCGUUUGCCUACGGUUACAUUUCAUGUGGAUGUGCUAUUAUCUUGAUGGUCCUUCUCACAUUAGUAGCCCGUAAGCGGCGUUAUACGGCGUGGCAAAUCGCCCGUCUCAUUAUCAUUAGCGCUCUUGGGCUUGGAGUCGGUCUUACAGCAACACUCUGGUUCAACGACGAUAGAUUUGAGGACUUCCUAGCACGCUCGUGGGUGCUGCCAACGAUCACAAUCGUGUGGGCGGUCAUUCUCAUAAUUACCCACAUCAACGGCCAAGGCACUCAGCGAUGCGCCAGUUAUUUUGAGAAGAGGUUCCAGCACUCUCAAGUAUUCAUGGCACGUGAAAAAUUCUCGAGGGAACGCAAUGUGGAGAAA
Molecule: messenger RNA, 1893 nt
Organism: Clonostachys byssicola
Lineage: Eukaryota; Fungi; Ascomycota; Sordariomycetes; Hypocreales; Bionectriaceae
Source: the annotation of a GenBank genome assembly